Ipomoea triloba (trilobed morning glory) is the source of this 3647-nucleotide messenger RNA. Its product is annotated as putative late blight resistance protein homolog R1A-10. NCBI's taxonomy places the organism in Eukaryota, Viridiplantae, Streptophyta, Magnoliopsida, Solanales, Convolvulaceae. The transcript is spliced from 5 exons. The record is from RefSeq and is a predicted model, not a curated record. Bases 77 to 3337 code for a protein of 1086 amino acids. Gene Ontology annotation, molecular function: ADP binding. Gene Ontology annotation, biological process: defense response to other organism.
UUGCCAGUUGAAAGCCUUUGGUUUCUUCUUAGUAGUGCUCUGAUCAUCUUACCAGUUACCACAUAGAGAGACUCAAAUGGCUUAUGCUGCUGUAACUUCGCUUAAAGAAACACUCCAUCUACAUUUCUUGCAAUCACAAUCACAAUCACAAUCAAGCCUGCCUCUUCUUAUAUAUAAACCAAAGAUGCUCUCUCUCCAUACAAAUCUUAGUUUCCUCCAAGAAAUUCUUGAGAAAUCUGAGAUCGCCUAUGAUGAUGCGGGGGAGAUGAAAGAUGUAGAGGCCGAGAUCAGAGAUGCAGCGUUCGAAGCCGAAGAAAGGAUUGAGAUGGAGUUGACUACCAUUUAUCCAGCAAAGGGUUGGAUGAAUCGUCUUGCUUGCCCCUUCAGGCUUCAUGGAAUCUUCAAUGAAGCUGUAAAACAGACCGAUUACCUCAAGGAGAAGUUGAUUAAGAUUCAAAGUGAAAAGCAGUUUACAAAGGGUCCAUCACAAAGAGGACUACUACAUGGUUCAACAUCAUCGCAGCCUGCUGAUCCAGAAUGCGAGAACAAUAUUACUGGUCCAUCACAAAGAGGACUACUCCAGGGUUCAACAUCAUCGCAGCCUGCUGAUCCAGAACGCGAGAACAAUAUUACUCUACCACAUAGACAGACGCAAAUGGCUUAUGCUGCUGUAACUUCGCUUAAAGGAACACUUUAUCUACACUUCUUGCAAUCACAACCAUGCUUCCCUCUUAAAGACAACCAAGAGAUAGUUAAUUCUCUCUAUGAAAACCUUGGUUUCUUGCAAAAAAUUCCUGAGAAAUCUGAGAUCGCCUAUAAUAAUUCGGCACUGAAAGAUUUAGAGGCAGAGAUGAGAGAUGUAGCGUUCGAAGCUGAAGAAAUGAUUGAGAUGGAGUUGAGUAACAUAUACCUUCAAUCAAGCAGCAUAGAGGCUUGCCUCCUCAGGCUUGAUGGAAUCUUCAAGCAAGCAGUAAAACAGACUGAUUACCUCAAGAAGAAGUUGAUUGAGAUUCAAAGUGAAGACCAGUUUGCAAAGGGUCCAUCAAUCACUGGCAUUUCACUCCUUGGUUCAACAUCAUUGCAGCCUGCUGAUCCAGAACGCGAGAAUAAUAUCACUGUGAGUAAAUUUUCCAAAAGCUCUUCAAAGUUUGAUAAUAGAAUGGUUGGGUGCGACAAGGAAUUCAAGAUGAUAUUGCGUAAGCUGAUCAGGCAACAAUCAGCUGAGCAACUCCAAGUUGUAUCAAUCAUUGGCAUGGGAGGAAUAGGCAAGACCACUUUAGCUGAGAAACUCUACAAGAAUCCAUCAAUUACUUCUCAUUUUUACAAGAAAGCAUGGGUUACUGUAUCCCAAGAGUAUACCGUGGAGAAAAUGCUUGGAUGCCUUAUUGCUUGUGUUAGUGGAUCAAGUGAUUAUCAAAGCAGCAAUGACCAAGGCAGAUUAGCAGAAACGCUACGUAAACGCUUGAAGGAUCAGAGAUACUUGAUAGUGAUAGAUGAUAUUUGGAGCAAAGAAGCUUGGGAUAAAGUGCAAGGGUGCUUUCCAGAUGAUAAUAAUGGAAGUCGUAUACUACUGACUUCUCGGCUUAGAGAGGUGGCUGAAUAUGCUGCUAGUUCAGGUAACUCUAUCAUUAACAUGCCUUUCUUAGAUGCCAAUGAAAGUUGGAAUCUCUACUGCAAUGUGUUUGGUAAAACGAAAUUUCUUUUGGUGUUUGAGCAAAUUGGUAGAGACAUAGUGGAGAAAUGUAAAGGAUUACCUCUAGCUAUUACUUUAGUGGCUAGUCUUCUCUCCAAGACAGAGGAGAAGGUGGAAAAGUGGAAGAAUGUUGCAAAAAGUGUAAUUGGUGAUUCUAAUGGUGCAUGUUCAAGUGUAUUAUCUUUGAGUUACAACCAAUUACCACACCGGGCUAAAGCUUGCUUUCUAUAUUUUGGAGUUUUUCCAGAGGAUUAUGAAAUCCCUAUAAAGAAGUUAGUUAAGUUGUGGGCAGCGGAGGGAUUUUUCGAGGCAGCGGACAAUAAGAAUCUGGAGGAAGUGGCUAUGAAAUGCUUGCAAGAUCUUGUUGAUAGAAGUCUUGUUCUAGUUGGUAAGCAGAGUUACAAUGGAACAAUCAAAACAAUUAGGAUGCAUGAUCUCUUGCGAGACUUGUGCUUAAGUGAAGCUCGACGUGAAAAUCUCUUGUAUGUUGUUCAUGGUGCUGUUGCUGGACCAGAAAAACUUCCAUUUGACAAGAGGAAAUCACAACACUUGUUUUCAAAAGCUUGUCCUUGGAUAAGUAUUAAACCUGAAUCUUACUAUAUUGAAAUUAGAUCUAAGUGCUUUGACAAAUUCCAUUCCUUACACUCUGUUGAUCAUGUUGAUUUCAGCAUUAAGGUGCUUUGUCACUUCAAACUAUUAAGAGUAGUAGACAUGAAACUUAGUUUCUGGAACUUUGAAGAUAAGAUGCUAUAUAUGGCAAAUCUUGUUCACUUGAGAUACUUAGCUUUGUCUCUAAGUGAUAAAGUAGGUCCUCUUAAACUAAAGCUCUUCGAGCAUUGGAAUAUGCAAAGUUUUAUUGUCCGUGGAUGUAGUGUUAUAUUGGAUUCCUCUAAUGCAUAUGCAAUUUGGAAAAUGCCAUUGUUAAGGAAUUUGUAUGUUGACGGAAAUCAUUUUAUGUUAGAGGCUGCGGAGGUUGUUCAUAGAAACAUAGAGACUAUAUCUUGGUUGCGUCCGAGGUGUUGCAGAGAGGAUCUUUUUACAAGGAUUCCAAAUUUAAAAAAAUUGGGGAUUCAAGUUCAAACGAAAUUUGAAAAUGAAAAUUCAGAUGGUUUCUAUAAUUUUGUGCACUUGGGGCAGCUUGAGAAACUAAGCAUCAAAAAGUGGCAUCUCAAACUUCCGGAUAGUGGCAUCCCAUGGGCAACUGGUUUUUUACCAAAUCUUAAGAAUCUCAAAUUCUUCGGGACUAAUUUGUCAUGGAAUGAUAUGAGGGUUAUUGGUAUGUUGCCGAAUCUAGAGGUUCUAAAAUUGGUACAUGCUUGCGAAGACAAAGAGUGGGAGCCAUCUGAGGGAGGGUUCCGUCAAUUGAAAAGAUUGGUAAUUGAAAGCCGGACUUUGGAAGAUUGGAAUGCUAUGGGUGAUCAUUUCCCUGUGCUUCAACAUUUACAGUUAAAUUAUUGCGAUUUGUUGCGAGAGAUCCCUAUUGCGUUUGCCGAUAUUAACACACUUAAAUUGAUUCAAUUAAGAUGCUGUUGGGAUUCCGUUUUGACUUUUGCAAAGCGUAUUCAGGAUGAGCAACGAAGCUAUGGAAAUGAAGCCCUCCUUGUUCGUUCUAUACAUAUUCGGAAUACACAACCACGAAAGUAAACAUUAUCUCAAAUUAAAGGAAGGAUGUGACGAGCAAAGGCAUUUCGUUUCUCCUUAACAUCUAAUUCUUAAACACAGACAACUACAAAGAUUGAUGGAUGCUGAUUGAUGAAAAGUUAAUAAGAGGCACAAAGCUGAGCAGAGAUGAUGAUGAUGAUGAUGAUUGAUGGAUGUUGUGUAGGUGUUCUUUGAGUGAUGAUGGAUAUGAUGUUGGGAUUAGCAGGAGCUGUAAUAUAUGAAUAUGAAUCUGCCUGUCAGUGGCUUUUUUACUGUACUUGUUGUGGGUUUAUUGCUGUGAUUUUUUUGUUUU